Messenger RNA from Phoenix dactylifera (date palm), 1057 nucleotides. The record is from RefSeq and is a predicted model, not a curated record. NCBI's taxonomy places the organism in Eukaryota, Viridiplantae, Streptophyta, Magnoliopsida, Arecales, Arecaceae.
CUGAAACGACUGACAGCCGUCCAUCUGGUAUGUUCCCGGAAUAUCCCACCCAUCGGACGGUGAAGAUUCGAGAUCAGCUCGAAGUCCAAUUUAAUUCCGGCUAUAAUUACCCGGAGAAUCCUAUUCCGCUAGCGACGAAGAAAUAAGCCUCGUCUGAUUCCCCUCCUCUCCCUCUCGCGCGCUCUCUCUCUCUCUUCCCUCUCUACUUCGGUGCUCUAGGGUUAGCGUUUGUUGCUUGAUUCUUUGGUAAGGAACCAUGAUCGUCUACCAGGAUCUGCUCUCAGGUGACGAGCUCCUCUCAGACUCGUUCCCAUACAAGGAAAUCGAAAAUGGAAUGCUGUGGGAAGUUGAGGGGAAGUGGGUUGUUCAAGGAGCUGUAAAUGUAGACAUUGGUGCUAAUCCUUCUGCUGAAGGUGGUGAAGAAGAAGGGGUUGAUGAUCAGGCUCAGAAGGUGGUUGAUAUUGUUGACACCUUCCGCCUUCAGGAACAACCUGCCUUUGACAAGAAGCAAUUUGUGACUUAUAUGAAGCGUUAUAUUAAGCAAUUGACACCCAAGCUGGAUGAGGAGAAGCAGGAGCUCUUUAAGAAGCACAUUGAGGGAGCUACGAAGUAUUUACUCUCGAAGCUCAGUGACCUACAAUUAUAUUCCAGCCUUUUGAGGUCAAGGUACCAACCUCCCAGCAGAAUGGAUGUUGCCAGGCAGAAGUUUUGUGGGCGAGAGCUUGCAUGACGAUGGUAGCAUGGUCUUUGCAUACUACAAGGAGGGAGCCACUGAUCCAACAUUUUUGUACUUUGCCUAUGGAUUGAAGGAGGUCAAGUGCUAAGGAUGAUGUUGCCAGUCCCCAAGGGGAUGUUGCUUAGUUAAAUAGUACUGCCUUUAUCUCUGUCAGAAGACCUAUUAUGUUAUGCUGUUUAACAUUUUCUCUUUUUAUUUUCUCUCUUCAACUAACUGGUUUGAAUAAGUACUUGUUUGAGUUUUGCUUAAGAGUGUUUUGAUGAGUUUUUAAUGGAAUAUUAAGUACCGGUUGAGGAAUAAAAUAUCUUGCUGCUUUUUUCA